GCAAUCGAUCUCAUGAACAUUGCUUUACAGAAUUUUCAGUCUGCUAGGUCUUCACUCGAAAGUUUAUUAUCGAUCAAACCAUCCGAAACCAGGAUGGAUUUUUGUCAGGAAGAAUUUACCAAAGAUUUACAAGCAAUGCUUCGUGUAUGCAUUGCCAAUAUCAUUAGUUUGCAUAAGAUAAUUGACGAACUUAAACCAAACCAAGAGCCAAGUCCCGUCGAAGACGAAAAGAUCAAGAAAUCACGUAAGCAACAGAAAAAGAAACAGCGACAGAAGAAUAAGCCGACGAUGCCAGAUGCAGUCGCGUCACACUCACAAGCCCAAGAAACGAUGACGACGGAGUCCACAGAAAAUAAGCCGGUGAAUAAAAUGGCAAAUUUUGAAUUUAAAUAUCAUCCACGGUUUCCAGUAGUCUCUUUGAAAUAA
Messenger RNA from Acaulospora morrowiae, 426 nucleotides. Lineage: Eukaryota; Fungi; Glomeromycota; Glomeromycetes; Diversisporales; Acaulosporaceae. The record is from the annotation of a GenBank genome assembly.